CGUUUUAUCAAAAAGGUAUUGUUUACAUAUGCAAAAGUAAUUUCGAAGUUCUCUUGCAAUGCCCUAAGCCUGUCCGAACAGUUGAUCCCAAGUUUGUCAAGUGAAGACUUUCCUGUAAUAUCUCAAGUGGGUCUUAAGAUGAUGCCACGGUUUUCAUAGCGCACGAAAAGAGAGCAAUCAAGACGUACUCACGGUACUGUGCAAACGACAUUGACAAAAGCAGACAUGGGAAACGGAAUGAACAAGAUCCUACCUGGCCUGUAUGUUGGCAACUUUCAUGAUUCAAAAGAUGUUGAACAGCUGAAUGCUAACAACAUUACACACAUCCUUGCCAUCCAUGAUACAGCUAAAGCACUGCUUAAGGACAGGGAAUAUCUGUGUAUCUUGGCCAGUGAUAAUUCAGAGCAGAAUCUCACUCAGUUCUUCCCUCAGUGCAUAGACUUCAUACACAGUGCCAGACUGAGUGGUGGUAGUGUGCUGGUUCACUGCUUGGCAGGUAUUUCUCGUGUGACAGUCACUUCAGCCUACAUCAUGACCGUGACAAAACUAGGCUGGAAGGAUGCCUUGAAUGCUGUGCGAGGAGCCCGUAAUGUAGCCAGACCCAACUUUGGUUUCCAGCAUCAACUGCAGAUGUUUGAAGUGGAUGGCUUACAAGAUGAACGUAAGCGAGUUAAAGAAAAGUUUCCUGUCAACACCCUGCAUGAUGAACAAAGCUGUAAGGAGCUUCUAGAAGGCUACAGGAAGUUUGUGUUGCACGGAGCUACUGUCGAUAAUGAGCUGUACAACUUGCCGCCAAAUGCCUACAAGGACAGACCACGCUCAAACCGAGACAAGAACCCAGAUGAUAGAACCGAUACCUCAGGAGCUUCAUCGUGAUGAUGCCGUGAAGAGCUUCCAGAUAGCCAGCAUUUCCGUUUUCCUAUUUAUCAAAGCUCCACUAUGAUGUUAAAUAGAUAAGACCACUAAAGUGUUCGAAAGUGAGGAAAAAGUCAGGUCCUUUUCAUAACCCAGGGUUCAAACUGAAGAUAAAGGGUGUCCUUAGGCUAAAUUGUAAAGUAGAAACUUGAAGGACCCUGGGUUCCAUUCAUUAUUUAUGUUGUAACCCUGUGAUGAGAUGGUGUAACUUUCAGGUAAGGGGAGACAACCAGGAUUAGCAUUAAAUAUUUGGUUAGGUUGUCUCCCUUUAGUUUCUGUCACUAUAGCCUAACGAACUAGAGAUGGGGUAACUACCAUAGUAAACAUAGUGAAUAAAUGUUGGCUGCAGAUACAAGGGCUGAGGUGAAUCUGAGUUACUCUCCUCAUAUCUGUGCUCGACCAACUGCUCAGAAAACCUGUUCAGAGGGUAGUUAUCUAGAUCACUUUACAAAUCCAGAUCAUCUUACCAAUCCAGGUCACCUAUACAAUCUAGAUCACCUUACACCUGACCAAUCGGGAUCACAGUACAGAUCCACAUCUCAUGGCCGAUCCUAUUCAGAUGGCCAAACCAGAGCUCCAAUCAGAACCAGAUCACCAACUAGAACUACAGCGACCCGGACUAGUUC
This is a messenger RNA of Haliotis rubra (blacklip abalone), 1541 nucleotides long. RefSeq names its product dual specificity protein phosphatase 22-B-like. The record is from RefSeq and is a predicted model, not a curated record. Gene Ontology annotation, cellular component: cytosol. Lineage: Eukaryota; Metazoa; Mollusca; Gastropoda; Lepetellida; Haliotidae. Gene Ontology annotation, molecular function: protein tyrosine/serine/threonine phosphatase activity. Gene Ontology annotation, biological process: protein dephosphorylation.